UGGCUCCUCCCGCACCGUCCGCCUUGCCAGUCCCAGCUCCCCAUCUUCCCGGCCGGGAGGGAGGCGGGGCCGGCCGCGUCUCCAUGGCGACGCAGGACGCAGCGGUGGAGGCGGUUGCUACCCACCUGCUAGAGGCGUUGCGGCUGGGAUCCAGGCUGGGGCGAGACCAUGUCGGACCUGGGCUCGGAGGAGUUGGAGGAGGAGGGAGAGAAUGAUAUUGGGGAAUAUGAGGGGGCUCGGAAUGAGGCAGGCGAAAGGCACGGACGCGGGAAGGCGCGGCUACCUAAUGGGGACACCUAUGAAGGGAGCUACGAAUUCGGUAAAAGACAUGGCCAGGGGACCUACAAAUUUAAAAAUGGUGCUCGAUAUAUCGGAGAAUAUUUUAGAAAUAAAAAGCACGGUCAAGGCACUUUUAUAUAUCCAGAUGGAUCCAGAUAUGAAGGAGAGUGGGCAAACGACCAGAGGCACGGCCACGGUGUAUACUACUACGUCAAUAAUGACACCUACACCGGAGAGUGGUUUACUCACCAAAGGCACGGGCAAGGCACCUAUGUAUACGCGGAGACGGGCAGUAAGUAUGUUGGCACCUGGGUGAACGGACAGCAGGAGGGCGCGGCCGAGCUCAUUCACCUGAACCACAGGUACCAGGGCAAGUUCUUGAACAAAAAUCCUGUUGGCCCUGGAAAGUAUAUAUUUGAUGUUGGGUGUGAACAACAUGGUGAAUAUCGUUUAACAGAUAUGGAAAGAGGAGAAGAGGAAGAGGAGGAAGAAUUAGUAACUGUUGUUCCAAAAUGGAAAGCUACCAAAAUCACGGAAUUGGCCUUGUGGACACCAGCCCUUCCCAAGGAGCCGACCUCUACGGACGGACCUGGCCAAGAGGGUCCAGGAGCUGAGAGUGCAGGAGAACUUGGGGAGGAGGCCCAGGCUCUGCUGGAGGGCUUUGAGGGUGAGACGGACAUGAGACCUGGAGAUGAAGAUGCAGACGUCCUCCGGGAGGAGAGCCGGGAGUAUGACCAGGAGGAGUUCCGCUAUCACGUGGACGAGGGAAACAUUAAUUCUGAAGAAGAAGAAACUAGACAGUCAGACCUCCAGGACUAAGAUGAAGUGAGCCGAGAGGAGACUGUGUCAUAAGAAUGCUUCUGUUAUUAGCCGGGCGCGGUGCUGUGUACAUGUAGUCCCAGCAUUUCGGGAGGCUGAGGCAGGAGGAUCGCUUGAGUCUGGAAAGUUGCAGUUGCCGUGAGCCGAGACCCUCGCCACUGCACUCCAGCCCGGGUGACAGAGCGAGACCCUGUCUCGAAAAAUGAACAAAAACAAAAUCCUUCUGUCAGUUAACAAUCUUUAUUAGAGGAUUUUUAGUCUCUCUUUCUCAGCUGUGUGUUAAGUUGGUUUACAAUAGCAAAUAAACCUCUUUAUUAUCCUUUCUUU
Mandrillus leucophaeus (drill) is the source of this 1425-nucleotide messenger RNA. It is a transcript of the gene RSPH1, whose product is annotated as radial spoke head 1 homolog (Chlamydomonas). The transcript is spliced from 9 exons. Bases 169 to 1098 code for a protein of 309 amino acids. Gene Ontology annotation, cellular component: motile cilium; nucleus. Lineage: Eukaryota; Metazoa; Chordata; Mammalia; Primates; Cercopithecidae. The record is from RefSeq and is a predicted model, not a curated record. Gene Ontology annotation, biological process: axoneme assembly; spermatid development.